This is a messenger RNA of Annulohypoxylon maeteangense, 426 nucleotides long. RefSeq lists its product as uncharacterized. The transcript has a single exon. NCBI's taxonomy places the organism in Eukaryota, Fungi, Ascomycota, Sordariomycetes, Xylariales, Hypoxylaceae. The record is from RefSeq and is a predicted model, not a curated record. Gene Ontology annotation, biological process: biosynthetic process. The coding region runs from base 1 to 426 and encodes 141 amino acids.
AUGCUGGCCGCUGCCUUGCGCGACUUGUUGUCUCGACAAUUUUCUUUGAAUACGAUAGACACUACCGGUCAGCAGGCCAACUCGCCUCCCGAUUCAACGGCCUUUGAAGGUUACGACUCGAUCGUCACUCUACGACUAGCAGGACAUAAGACGCCGCUCUGGCUCGUAAAUUCGGGCGUUGGCGAAGUGCUAGCGUCCAUCGGCCCGAUGCAGCACUUGAGCGCAGACGACCGGCCUGUGUGGGGCCAGCGCGCACCAGGCUUCGACCCGACCCAGCGGCGGUUCCGCUCUAUCGCCGAGGCCGUGACGUGCUACCGGACAAACAUGCUGCGAAAACAGCCCCGUGGCCCCUAUGCCAUCGCCGGUUACAGCUAUGGAGGCAUGAUGGAGUGCUUGAUAUCUUUUACGCCAUGCCUCUGCGCCUGA